UCCAAAGUCUAAGGGAGCAUGUUCUAUGAGGGUUCAGCUGAUAUCUUCUUUUUCAGGGGAUGAACAAUCAGUACGUCCGCCGAGAGGUCUUCUGCCGGAACACCUGUCACGAGCUCAAACGCUUCUGGGAAAGGGAAAUUGGCAAGCAGACUUACUACCGAGAGUCAGAAGAACAUCGCCUGGGUAGAAGUGCACUGAGAAAGCUCAGAGAAGAAUGGAAGCAGAAACUGGAAACAAAGCUGAGACUACGGAACAAUCCAGAUGAGACAGAAAAGCGGGCAAAUGUUGGCCAAGAGCUUCACUGACACAAAAGAAUACACUACUGAGGUCACUCUGCCAGGAGAAACCAGUGCAAAUCCCUUACUCCCUUUGCUACUCCCAAACAGAUCCCAUACCAUUGUUUCCCCCACCUGGGAGGGGAUUUACCUGUGAAUCCUUCCCCAACACUAGGUGGGAAUUAUUAGCCAAGUCAGCAUGGAGGCCAGGAUAUUAUCCCCAAUGUCUCUAAAGAUGAGGUUACUUAACAUCAAAGCUCCAUACACCAUACUUUAUUUCCAUAUAAUUAUCUUCUAUUUUUGAAAUCCCAAUAUUUGAAAAUUCUAAGCACAUGAGGGGGGACAAUCUUCAUGGUCAUACCUGAAACACUGCACAGUAGUAUUGCUCCGCAUUUCUAGGAAACAGCAUCAUGUAAUCCUUUGUCUUGUUUUCUUCUCAUGAGAAGAGAAAUG
Sus scrofa (pig) is the source of this 728-nucleotide messenger RNA. RefSeq names its product family with sequence similarity 240 member A (gene FAM240A). NCBI's taxonomy places the organism in Eukaryota, Metazoa, Chordata, Mammalia, Artiodactyla, Suidae. The record is from RefSeq and is a predicted model, not a curated record.